Molecule: messenger RNA, 944 nt
Organism: Neolamprologus brichardi
Lineage: Eukaryota; Metazoa; Chordata; Actinopteri; Cichliformes; Cichlidae
Source: RefSeq, a predicted model, not a curated record
UCCUCCUCGCCCCUGCGCCUGUUAUCGCCGAGAAGCACCGGACAACCACAGCGGGACACCGCGACCACAGAAGGCCAAGCAUUAGGGCCGCAGGGCCGGGAGGAGCGGGACGGAACCGCCGCUGACCCCGGAGGCGACAUGACUGCGGAGUAGCGAGCAAAAGGACGCCGCUGCGCCUGCUGGUGAGCCGGAGGAGGAGGAGGAUGGUGGUGAAUGGUGGAUGGUCUGAUGGAGGUGCAGCUGCAGGUGGAGCGGCUCCUCGAGCCUUCGCCGCGGCAGCAGAGCCGCUGAACGCACCUGGAGCUGGACAAAAUAAUGUGAACACUUUGCAGCUCCCUGGCCUUCGUCGUUAACAUCAUCAUUUAUGAUUAUGAUGACGGGAUCCAGUCACGUGGCUCUGGCCUGACCGACGCUACCUUCUCUUCCAGCGGCCCACAGACACAAUGUCCGGGCCGGCUGGACCGGCACUGGCCGCGGCGCCCGGGCUUGGGCCGGAGCUGCCGGACCUGAGCCACCUGACGGAGGAGGAGCGCAGCAUCAUUCUGUCGGUGAUGGAGAGGCAGAAGGAGGAGGAGACGAAGGAAAAGAGCAUGCUCAAGGAGCAGGAGGAAGUGAAACCUCCCUCGUCCUCGUGGAAUCCAUUCUCAGGGUUCAGUCAGUUGGUCAGUAACGUUGCCACCAACGUGUCCGAAGUUCUGCAGGUUAAAAGUCCAACAGACAACGAGCUGCAGAUGAAGUUACAUCAGCAGUUUGAGAUGUAUAAAGACCACAUGAAGAAGCUGGGUGAGGAGUCUCCAGAGGCUCAGACAGCACGGGCGGAGUCUCCAACCUGCGGGAUCUGUCGCAAGACCAAGUUUGCCGAUGGCUGUGGCCGAGCAUGCUGCUACUGCCAGAGUCGUUUCUGCGGCCGCUGUGGGGGGCGUGUCUCCUUGAGAGCCAAUAAG